This is a messenger RNA of Geodia barretti, 304 nucleotides long. Lineage: Eukaryota; Metazoa; Porifera; Demospongiae; Tetractinellida; Geodiidae. The record is from the annotation of a GenBank genome assembly.
AAUUGAACCAGAUAUUACUACAGACAACUCGGCCUAUCACGAGCUCAAAAGCUUCCUGGAAGAGAGCUCCAUCAUGUGCACCUUCUCCCACCCCAAUGUCCUGGGGAUGGAGGGAAUCUGUCUGGACGAGGAGAGUCAGUCUCCCUACCUCAUUCUCCCGUUCAUGAGCAACGGAGACCUCAAGACUUUCCUCAGGAAGAAACGUGGCGUCAAUAAUAUGGUGGACCUCACUUAUCCUGACGAGCUGAGUCACGACACUCUGUUGGGCAUGUGCUAUCAAAUAGCCUGCGGAAUGGAGUACCUC